CUAAACGCGACGCGCUUCCUUGCUGCGAUACAACAUGAGUAAAGUCGAAGUUGAACUCAAGUACAACUCGUUGGAGGAGAUCGAGUCGAUCUAUGCGAGCUUGAAGACCGAGUUUGCCAAACGAAAGACAAGGUCUAUCGCGUUCCGCAAGCAACAUUUGGCCAAACUGGCGUAUAUGGUGAAGGAAAACCUGGAGAGAUUCCAAGAUGCGCUAAAGCAAGACUUGAACAAACCUACUCUUGAAGCCCUGACACAUGAACUCGCACUUUGCAUGACCGACGCGACGGAAGCCUACAACAAAGUUGCGAAAUGGGCGAAAGACGAACGGGCGCCUUUCCGUGCGGAUACUUUUCUUCUCCGUCCAACAAUUCGCAAGGAACCGAAAGGCGUUGUUCUCAUCAUCGGGGCAUUCAACUACCCAACUUGGCUCACUCUCGGACCCUUGUCCGCUGCCAUUGCGGCAGGAUGUGCCGUCGUUGUUAAACCGUCGGAGGCCUCUCCGGCUACUGCAGCUUUGUUGGCAGAGCUAAUUCCAAAAUAUCUCGACCAAAGUUUGUAUCGCGUCGUCAAUGGUUCAGUUCCCGAGAUGACGAAGCUCCUUGAGUUAAAAUGGGAUCACAUCUUGUAUACCGGUGGAGCAAAAGUGGCUCGCAUAAUCGCGGCAGCCGCCGCAAAGAACUUGACACCGGUAACUCUCGAAAUUGCAGGCAAGAACCCUGUCAUCAUGGACCCGAAGUAUGACUUGGCUUUAGCAGCUAAACGAAUUGCUUGGGCACGCUUCUGUAACUCUGGCCAGACGUGCAUCGCUCCUGACUAUAUCCUUAUUCCUGCUGAGGCACAAGAUAAACUGGUCGAUGAGUUCGCUAAGGUGUUAAAGUCAUUCUACCCAGAUGGCGCCUUGAAAUCAGAUUCCUACGCACGGAUGGUCAACGACGUUCACUUCAAGCGUGUGAAGGGUAUGUUGGAUGAUACUAAGGGUGAGAUCGUCAUUGGCGGUGAGACAGACGAGGCGCAGAAAUACAUCGCUCCGACGGUCGUCAAGAACGUUUCCCCAGAGGACAUGCUUAUGGGACAGGAAAUCUUCGGGCCUGUCAUCCCGAUUCUACCUGUGAAGGACAUCGACGAAGCGAUUUCACUUGUGAACGCUCGGGACCAUCCGUUGGCAUUGCACGUUUUCACGCCCAAUGCAGCGACAAAGAAGAAGGUUUUCGAUAAUACUCAGAGUGGAGCCGCGUUAAGCAACGAUCUAAUGAUGCAGACAGCCAUUGAAGGCCUUCCUUUCGGGGGUGUGGGCGAAAGCGGCUAUGGCCAACACACCGGGAAGUGGGGCUUCGACACCUUCACACAUUUCCGUUCAACAAUCGACUCUCCGAAAAUGCUGGAACUCAUCAUGGGCAACCGUUAUCCACCAUACACACUCGAAAAGUUGAAGGUAUUAAAACGCCUUCUGAUACCACGCUUGCCACCGCAUCCGGACAGACCAACGGGUUUGUUCUCGAGGACGCGUGCGCGGAUACUCGCGAUGUGCGUGUUGCUCUUUGCAGCUGCUCUAGCCACUCGACUGACGCCAACUGCUGGUCCUCUGGUGUUUGUGCAUCAACUUCUCACUAGUGGAAAGUGAACCAAUUUUGUGCAAGCAUGUCUUCUGCAGAUUUUACUGACUGAGCACUUUGAAAUGAGAAAAUGUUACUGUAAAAAUGGUUAUUC
This is a messenger RNA of Fomitiporia mediterranea MF3/22, 1707 nucleotides long. RefSeq names its product aldehyde dehydrogenase. The coding region runs from base 35 to 1621 and encodes 528 amino acids. Gene Ontology annotation, biological process: aldehyde metabolic process. Gene Ontology annotation, molecular function: aldehyde dehydrogenase (NAD+) activity. The record is from RefSeq and is a predicted model, not a curated record. Gene Ontology annotation, cellular component: cytoplasm. NCBI's taxonomy places the organism in Eukaryota, Fungi, Basidiomycota, Agaricomycetes, Hymenochaetales, Hymenochaetaceae. The transcript is spliced from 16 exons.